This is a messenger RNA of Tupaia belangeri chinensis (Chinese tree shrew), 2145 nucleotides long. RefSeq names its product otopetrin 1 (gene OTOP1). Gene Ontology annotation, biological process: proton transmembrane transport; inner ear morphogenesis. The coding region runs from base 1 to 2145 and encodes 714 amino acids. Gene Ontology annotation, molecular function: proton channel activity. The transcript is spliced from 9 exons. The record is from RefSeq and is a predicted model, not a curated record. Lineage: Eukaryota; Metazoa; Chordata; Mammalia; Scandentia; Tupaiidae. Gene Ontology annotation, cellular component: membrane.
AUGGACCCCUUGUUCAAGGACGCUGCUGUGCAGAAACCAUCAGGACCUCUUCUUACCGGUACCAGAGUCCGGCUCCGGGAGGUCCAGUCGGUUUCCGGGAGCCAGCGGGUUGAUGGGUCAGCAGCAGGCGUCGACGCAGGGGUGAGGACUGCCUGCAGCGGGCGGGGAGCAGGGCUGGCCUGUGUCCGAGAGAGCAGGAGCCGCCCGCCUGGGUCCCCAAGUGGGCGGGGGCUGGCCGAGGCGUUGCCCAGCGAGGGGCAGGGGGCAGUGGGCGUCGAGGAGCGCGGAGACACCCGCAAAGAGGCAGGCGGGGGCGGGAACCCGAGGGCCGGGGAGGCGCGAGGGCAGGCUGGCAGCAGGCGUCGGGGCAAGGACAGCCGGGGCCAGCAGGUGGGGCCUGGACGCAGCCACCUCCAAGGCAAGACUCGGCGCCGACCUCUCAAAGAUGCCCGAAGCCCAGGAGAUGCCCACCUUGGCCCGGGCAGCGGCGGGCGCCUGGGACAGGGCCAGUACGGGCUGAACGUGUUCGUGGCGGGGCUGCUGCUGCUGCUGGCCUGGGCCGUGCACGCCCUGGGCGUGGGCAAGAGCGACCUGCUGUGCUUCCUGACGGCGCUCAUGCUGCUGCAGCUGCUCUGGAUGCUGUGGUACGUGGGCCGCAGCUACGCGCACCGCCGCCUCAUCCGCCUCAAGGACACGCACGCAGGCGCCCGCUGGCUCCGCGGUAGUAUCACAUUGUUUGCAGUCAUUACCAUCAUCCUUGGAUUCCUUAAAGUUGGAUACUUCGUUGGAUUUUCAGAAUGUUUAUCAGCCACUGAAGGAGUUUUCCCUGUCACACAUGCAGUACACACUCUGUUACAGGUCUAUUUUCUCUGGGGGCAUGCAAAGGAUAUUAUCCAGUCUUUCAAAACACUGGAAAGAUUUGGAGUGAUCCACUCAGUGUUCACCAACCUCCUUCUGUGGGCCAAUGGCGUCCUGAAUGAGUCUAAGCACCAACUUAAUGAGCACAAGGAGCGGCUCAUCACACUGGGCUUUGGAAACAUCACAAUAGUUUUGGAUGACCACACCCCGCAGUGUAACUGCUCCCCUCCGCCCCUGUGCUCUGCCAUCUCCCACGGGAUCUACUACCUCUACCCCUUCAACAUCGAGUACCAGAUCCUGGCCUCCACCAUGCUCUACGUCCUCUGGAAGAACAUCGGGCGCAAAGUGGACAGCUACCAGCACCAGAAGAUGCAGUUCAAGUUCAAUGGGGUCAUGGCGGGUUCGGUUCUGGGCCUGACCGUGCUGGCUGCCACCAUUGGGGUGGUGGUGGUGUACCUGAUUCACAUCGGGCGCUCCAAAGUCAAGAGUGAGUCAGCGCUCAUCAUGUUCUACCUGUACGCCACCGCCCUGCUGAUGCUCAUGGGCGCUGUGGGGCUGCUGGGGAUCUGGAUUUACAGGACAGACGAGAAGUCACUGGAUGAGUCCAAAAACCCGGCUCGCAAACUGGACGCGGACCUCUUGGUGGGCACUGCCUCGGGCUCCUGGCUCCUCUCCUGGGGCUCGAUCUUGGCCAUUCUCUGUGCCGAGGACCGCCCGCCGUACACUUGGUACAACCUGCCCUACUCUGUCCUGGUGAUCGUUGAGAAAUACAUCCAGAACCUCUUCAUCAUUGAGUCCAUUCACCGAGAGCCCGAGAAGCUCUCCGAGGACAUCCGAAUGCUCCGGGUGGUCACCGUCUGCAAUGGCAACACCACAGCCCUCACUUCCUCCUGCCCCAAGAGCACAGAUAUGGCUGGGGAGGGGGCUUCCCAGAGCAGGGACAUGUCACCUGCAGCCAAUGGGUUGUGUCUGAGGGAAGGCUGUGGCAGAGAAGAAGAGGGGUUCUGGGAAGAGGCCCCGGGCCCAACCUGCCGUCCCUGGGUCCUGCAGGGCAACGCCAAGAGGAGAGUCCUGAGGAACAUUGCCGCCUUCUUGUUCCUCUGCAAUAUUUCGCUUUGGAUACCUCCCGCCUUUGGCUGCCGCCCUGAGUAUGACAACGGAUUGGAGGAAAUUGUCUUUGGCUUUGAACCGUGGAUAAUUGUGGUUAACCUGGCCAUGCCCUUUUCUAUUUUCUAUCGAAUGCACGCAGCUGCCUCCCUCUUCGAGGUCUAUUGUAAGACAGUCUGA